This is a messenger RNA of Carassius auratus (goldfish), 2863 nucleotides long. Its product is annotated as putative nuclease HARBI1. The transcript has 2 exons. The coding region runs from base 914 to 1483 and encodes 189 amino acids. The record is from RefSeq and is a predicted model, not a curated record. Lineage: Eukaryota; Metazoa; Chordata; Actinopteri; Cypriniformes; Cyprinidae.
UUUAUUUCUAAUAUUUAUAAUUUAAAUACAUUUAAUAAUAGUUAACAAGAUAUAGGUAAUUCUGACCUCGCACCGAUAGAUCUGAUUAGAAUACAUCACAUCCGGUCGGGCGUUCGCCCACGGUCUAAUCGUGGAAGUGUAAAUAUUUGUACGCAUCCGAGACUCAAUUUGGAUCUGAAAUUCCACAUGCGUAUGUGAUCGAAUCUCCACGCGGCUCCCGCACUACUUUCUAGCCGAAAACCUGUAUUUAGCGUCUUCACCUGAAAAUGUAUUAAUUUAUGAUGCACGGUCUGUGCCGCUAGAGGAGGCGGCCUCAAACUGCGCCUCGGCCGGAAAAGCCGCGGUGAAGGGCUGAGCCGCGGCGGGAAGUGAGAGAGGCCUGCUGCUGCUGCAGUAGGAACUGAGGAGCGGGCUGGUUGGGUGCCUGCUGGAGCUGCGAUUCCAGCGCUCAAAGAGAGCCCGGUCUUGAUCGGAUCGAGCGUGGUGUCGAGCGAGGUAAGCUCGGCUUGCACGGUCUAUUGGCCACGACGUGUGGCUUGGCGAGAAGAGCAACUGUCGCGAUGACGUUUGAUGGUGCUCAACUGCCGUGUUUAAUGAUCAUGGGUGUCAGAAAAAGUAGCAUUUCUGAAAAAAUCCCCGGUAUGGAUCUCCUUGCUGGAAGGAAAAUCGGGUCUGUGAUGAGAAGACAGACAGCGCGAACCGGGAUGCUGAAAACGGUCAAUGAACAGAGAUAGGUUCUGCUGUCAUUUAUACCUUGUCAUGAGUUGAUUACUGAUUGGUCUCCACUUGUGUUAAUCAGGUUAAUGAACUGCGACUGUUCCUCCCGAACUUUGUUAUAAAACAGCAUAUAGUGAGGCAGUUCAUUGACUUCCCAACUGACCUUCAAACUAUACGGAAAAAGCAAGCAGAUUUUAUGAGGAUGGCAGGUUUCCCUGGAGUUGUUGGAACCAUCGAUGGCACCCAUGUACGCAUCAUUGCCUCCUCAACUGUAAAUGAGGGGACAUACAUCAAUCGAAAGGGAAUCCACAGCAUCAAUGUUCAAGUUGUAUUUGAUCCCAAUUACAAGAUCCUCGAUCUUGUCCCAAAAUGGCCAGGGUCAACACAUGAUGCUCGGGUUCUUUCCCAGAGUGGCCUCACUGGUUUAUUCAAAGAAAAUUAUGUUCACCCUGGAUGUCAUCUGCUGGGAGACUCGGGUUACCCUUUAAAACACUGGCUUCUCACCCCUUACAGAAGACCUCAAGGAGAACAGCAGCUCAAUUGUAACAGAGCACACAAAGUAACAAGAGCUGUGGUGGAGAGCGUAAUUGGACAGCUGAAAAGAAGACUCCAUGUCCUUCAUGGAGAGAUUCGACAUUCACCUGAGCGUGCUUGUCGCAUUAUUAUGGCUUGUGGCAUUUUGCACUAUAUUUUCAAAGCUCGUGACCUCCUAUUGCUUGAUGAUGAUGAUGAAAAGGACGAUGGUGAUGAUAACAGUGAUGAAUGAUGAUGACGAUACCACUGAACACACAUUACAAAGCAUUUCGGGGAGAGCCUCACUAAAGGACUGCUUUGCUAACUCACAUUUUGGGUAAGGGAUUGGCGUUCCAAGUAUCUCCUCUACUAUGUUGCCAAUCUCAGACAGGUUUACAUGGAGGUCCCCCACCUGCUUGACAAGAACUCAGCUGCUGACCACAUGGAGACAAUCAUUUAACAUAAAAUGGUUUAAUAAGCUAAAAUAAAAUGUACCAGUUGCUCGCAUGCUUUCUUUAUAGGCUGCAAUUUCCUUGUGUGUUGUUGCAAACACAUUGUAUCCCCUUUUCUCACAAACCUCUGCUGAACGUCUUGUCCGAGGAAAUACUGCAUUUACUGUCAGAACAAUCUGAUGACAUGCAGGGUUUUUUUUCCCCUUCCUUGUUAAAGACGGAAUUAAUUUUCCUCUUAUCACAUCCUUCCAUUUAAGGACCGACUUCACUAGAAAAUUUUCUUCCUUGGACCAGUUUGGUUUUCUUUUUGUAUCAAUUUUUUUUCCAAUUUGCAACUUUUAUCUUUCCUUUAUAUACGGCUGUGAGUGCAAUUUUGAAUUAUGUGAUUCUUCAGCUUAAUAACUUAAAUAGCAUCACAUUUGUCCAUUUAAUUAAUGUGUUGAAACUCAAUUAGAAUUGUGUGAAAUAAAUGCAUGUACUUAUUUGUAAUUUUUUUUUUUUUUUUGCACAAAGCAAAACCUUGCAGCUGUGACCUCACCCUUGCAGGCUCACUAUUGGCUGAUUCAGAGGUUCACGGUGGCCAUUUUGGGUUCACAUCAUUGUAGUCCUUAAUUCACAGCACUUAAGUCCCACUUCAGUCAGCACUUAAGAAUCAGUCUUAUACUUUACUGAAAGUUGCUUUUAGCUGCUUUAUAAAAGUCUCCUACUCUUAGAAAAGUCCUAUUCUUUACUAAGUAUUUUUUGAGUUUUUAUAUUUCAGCCAACAUUUAAUACACAUCUCCUAAAAUGUAUACUUUUUUUCCAAUACAUUUCCUGUAAGUAUAUUUGUUACUACAAAAUAGUCAGAAGAACACAGACUGCAGGAAUUAAACAGGUUUGACGAAUCAGUGGUCUGGCGUUUGGAAGUUAAACACUUUUGUCAUGUGAAAACAACCACGGAUGAUUUAAUUUCCCACUCAAGUCGAGUCUGAGCUGUGUGAUAUACAGCAUCGUCUGUGAUAAUAUGGUAAGAGCUGUUACGACCUAUGGUAAAAGAUUAGCUGUCAAGAGAAAGGCACUUUCACUUUAGAAAAUCAGUUAGCUUUGAAUAAACUCCAAAAUAAACUUGACAAAAUAUAUGAAGAAAAAGCCAAGGGAGCCUUUAUCAGAUCAAGAAAACAGUGGUUAGAAACAGGAGAAAA